Molecule: messenger RNA, 6563 nt
Organism: Drosophila willistoni
Lineage: Eukaryota; Metazoa; Arthropoda; Insecta; Diptera; Drosophilidae
Product: myosin-VIIa
Exons: 11
Coding region: 165-6554 (2129 amino acids)
Cellular component (GO): myosin complex; cytoskeleton
Molecular function (GO): ATP binding; cytoskeletal motor activity; protein binding
Source: RefSeq, a predicted model, not a curated record
UAAUAAGACCCAAUUGUUUGGGGCCAAAUAUUUGCCAAUUAAGUAACUUUAUCUCAUUGACCGCCGUGUAUAUUGUGUAUCUGUGUGUGUCUGAGUGUGUGUGUGUGUUUCUUAUGAAACGCAGAAUUAUACAAUCAAAUUUUUGUUGAAUUCCCAGCCAUAUUAUGUCGGAAUUUGUGCGGCAACAUGGCGAAUAUGUGUGGGUUAAGCCACAGAAUACAACCAGUGAGUUUGCUGUACCAUUUGGCGCCCGUAUCGUUCGCACGGAGAAGACCCAGACUUUGGUCUGUAAUGAUCAAAACAAACAGUUCUGGGUGCCAGCUGGCGAUGUGCUAAAGGCCAUGCAUAUAACAUCUCAGGAGGAUGUGGAGGAUAUGAUAACAUUGGGUGAUCUACAGGAAUAUACCAUAUUACGUAAUCUUCAGACACGUUAUGCCAAAAAGUUGAUUUAUACUUAUACGGGUUCCAUGCUGGUGGCCAUAAAUCCUUAUCAAAUAUUGCCCAUAUAUACGCAUCGUGAGAUUCAAUUAUAUCGCAACAAGAUGCUAAGUGAGCUUCCGCCUCAUAUCUUUGCCAUCAGCGACAAUGCCUUUCAGCGUCUGCAACGACAUAAGGAGAAUCAAUGUGUGGUGAUUAGCGGUGAAUCGGGGGCAGGCAAAACGGAGAGCACCAAAUUGAUUCUACAGUACCUGGCCGCAAUUAGUGGCAAACACUCGUGGAUUGAGCAACAGAUUAUCGAGGCUAAUCCCAUUAUGGAGGCCUUUGGCAAUGCCAAGACCGUGAGAAAUGACAAUUCUUCGCGUUUUGGCAAAUACAUAGAAAUUCGAUUCACACCUGAAGGCGCCAUACAGGGUGCUCGGAUUCAGCAAUAUUUAUUGGAGAAAUCUCGCAUUGUAUUCCAAAGUCGCGAAGAGCGUAAUUAUCAUAUUUUCUAUUGUAUGUUGGCGGGUCUCAGUGAUACAGAACGUCAGCGUCUACAACUUUUGGAGAAGUCGCCAAGUCAGUAUCAUUAUCUAGCUCAGGGUGGUUGUUUUACCUUGCCUGGUAAACAGGAUGCUAAGGAUUUUGCCGAUAUCAGAGCUGCCAUGAAAGUAUUGUCAUUUAAGCCGGAAGAGGUCUGGUCUAUAUUCAGCCUAUUGGCAGCAAUUUUGCACUUGGGAAAUCUCCGAUUUAAAGCCACCGAAGUGGCCAAUCUGGAAGUAGCUGAAUUGGAUGAUGGAAAAAAUCUCCAAAACGUGGCCCAGCUAUUGGGUUUGCCCACAGCACCAUUGAAUGCUGCUCUGACCCAGCGAACCAUCUUUGUCCAUGGUGAGCAUGUGGUCACCAGCCUAGGCAAAGAGGCUGCAGUUGAGGGCCGCGAUGCCUUUGUCAAGAGUCUGUAUGAUGGAAUUUUUGUCCGAAUUGUGCGACGCAUUAAUGAGACCAUCAACAAACAGCCGGAACAUCCUAUGAAUAGCAUUGGCGUGCUAGAUAUAUUCGGUUUUGAGAACUUUGAUAACAAUAGUUUCGAACAGCUUUGCAUUAACUACGCCAAUGAGAACCUUCAGCAGUUCUUUGUUGGACAUAUUUUCAAGAUGGAGCAAGCGGAAUAUCAAAGUGAGCACAUCAAUUGGCAGCACAUUGAGUUCCAGGACAAUCAACAAAUUCUUGAUCUAAUCGGCAUGAAACCCAUCAAUAUUAUGUCUUUGAUUGAUGAAGAAUCUAAAUUUCCUAAAGGAACAGAUCAAACUCUAUUGGAGAAACUUCAUGUCCAGCAUGGCAAUCGUUCCAUCUAUGUCAAGGGCAAAACCACACAGACAUCCCUGUUUGGAAUACGGCAUUAUGCCGGUGUUGUUAUGUACAAUCCAUUGGGUUUCCUUGAAAAGAAUCGUGAUUCAUUUAGCAGUGAUCUACGUUCACUUGUACAGCGAUCGAAAAAUAAAUAUCUCGUGGAUAUCUUUCCCCAAGAGAUGCCCAUGGAUACGACCAAGAAGCAGCCAACAUUAUGUGUGAAAUUCCGCAACUCUUUGGACAUGCUAAUGCGUACUCUAUCCCAGGCGCAUCCAUAUUUCAUCCGAUGCAUUAAGCCAAAUGAGUACAAAGAGCCAAAUAACUUCGAUAAGGAAUUAUGUGUACGGCAAUUGCGCUAUUCGGGCAUGAUGGAAACAGCUCGCAUCCGCCGUGCUGGCUAUCCCAUACGUCAUGAAUACCGUGCCUUUGUGGAUCGGUAUCGUUUGUUGGUGCCACCUACUGGCCCAUUGGAUAAAUGCGAUUGCCGACUCUUGGCCCGUCAAAUCUGCCAGGCUACGCUCUCUGCCGAUGGUGAUCGGCAAUUUGGACGUACUAAGCUAUUUCUGCGCGAUGAAGAUGAUAACUUGCUAGAAACGCAAAGAUCACAGAUGAUGCUGAAGUCGAUUAUAACUAUUCAGCGUGGCAUUCGACGCGUUCUAUUCCGACGAUAUUUGCAGAAAUAUCGCCAAGCUAUUAUCACGGUGCAGAGGUAUUGGCGUGGUCGCUUACAGCGACGUAAGUAUCAGACAAUGCGUCAGGGCUUCCAUCGUUUGGGUGCAUGCAUUGCAGCCCAGCAGCUCACGACCAAAUUCACAAUGGUGCGAAGUAGAACCAUUAAGUUGCAGGCCUUAAGUCGCGGAUAUUUGGCUAGAAAAGAUUUCAAAGGGAAAUUAGAGGCCAGAAAAAUAAAACAAAAGGAAGACCAAAUCAGGGCAGCUCAUUUAAAGAAGGAACAAGAGCUGCAACGUCUUAAAGAGCAAAAGGAGCAAGAGCAAAUGCGACUUAAGCAAAAGUUAGAGGAAGAGCAACGUCUCAAGGCUGAGGCAGCUGCCCGCAAUGCCUUGGCCAUGGCUGCAGUGCAACAACCGAAACGCGUAAAAUCAUUUAAGCAGCCAGAGCAACCGGUGGUGCCGACCCUACAGGCACGAAUGUCGCUACCACCACCUCCACCAGCUGUGAUAGCACCCGUCCCGUUGCCCAAACGUCCAGCUAGCAGUGCCCCAGCUCCCCCAACGAAUGGCUAUACAAAUGGCAAAAUACCCGAGAGUCCUAUGCUAGAUGUGGAAUCUUCGAAACAAAUCGUCGACGACGUAUUUGGCUUCCUCAACGAUGAGCCCGAUGCAGCGCCUCGAAAAAUAAAAAAUAAAAAAAUCAUGGCAAUUGCCACGGGUGGAACAAUUCGAUUGCCAAAAUCGGUAGUCUCAGAGGUGGAUACAUCAGAUUGCAGUUACCUGAAAUAUGCGGCAACCUAUUUCGGAGGAGGGGCCACAGCCCAGCAUGAGAGGAAGCCCCUAAAACAAUCCCUAUUGAAACAUGAGUUGGCCAUAGAUGAGAUGGCCUCCAAGGCCAUUUGGUUGACCAUUCUACGUUUUAUGGGCGAUUUACCAGAGAUGACUGCCAGUUCAUCGACAAGUUCAAAUGUACAUAAUCUAUUCCUGAUGAACGACUUAACGCGUCUGUUGGGCUUAGAUGGAACCACGACUAAGCCCCGCCGCUUUGUACGUCAGAUAAUUAAGCGUCCGAUGAAGCUAAAGGCAAAUGGCAAUAAUCAAUGGAAGGAGGUUGAGGACUUUUAUCAGCAUUGGCUAAAUCUAGCUAGCUCUCCACUGGAUAAAUUACAUUUCAUCAUUGGUCAUGGCAUUUUGAAAGACAAUUUAAGAGAUGAAAUUCUAGCCCAGAUCUGUAAGCAGUUGUAUUUGAAUCCCAGUCGCAAUUCCGUGAGUCGUGGUUGGCUGUUGCUAUCCCUCUGUUUGAGUUGUUUUCCCCCAAGUUCGGACUUUGAGCCCCAUUUACGUAGUUUUAUGAAGACAGGACCUGCCCAAUUGCUGGCAACUCCAGCCAAGGAACGUUUGGAGCGAACUCUUGCCAAUGGAGCUCGCUCUCAACCGCCUGCAUUGAUUGAAUUGCAAGCCCUGCGCAAUCGUCAGCCAUUGAAAUUGGAAAUUUCUCUAAUGGAUGGCCAAGUAAGACGCCUUCAGUUGGAUGCAGCCAGCACAGCCAAAGAGGCCAUACAACAAUUAUGUGAGGAUUUGAAAUUAAAAGAUUCAUUUGGCUUUGGAUUGGUUUUAUCGCUAAAUGAGAAACUUUUUCCAUUGGGAGCUGGCGGAGAACAUGUCUUGGACUUUAUCUCGGCUAGCGAGCAACGUCAAGUGGAUGGAUCAUGGAAACUAUAUCUACGAAAAGAAAUGUUUGCCACCUGGUAUGAUCCUUCAAUUGAUGUACACGCCACUCAUUUGAUAUAUAAACAAAUUAUGCAAGGACUAAAGUGCGGCGAGUAUCGUUGUCGAUCCGAAAAAGAUAUUGCCAUGAUGUGUGCUUUGGCCUGUUUCAUUGAACAUGGCCCAGGCGAUAUUUCUCGACUUGAAGCUUCAGAGAUAACAGCAUUUGUGCCUCACGAUCUAUUGGCCUCAGGAGAGCGAGCCGUAGAGAACUGGCGUCGUCUAAUAGCAACUACCUAUCAACGUAGUUCCUAUAUCAAAGAGCAAAAUAAAUCCGAAUCCCAGCAACGGGCCAAAGAAGAUAUUUGCUUAUUUGUUCACCUUUCGUGGCCCAUUCGCCACUCGCGACUCUUUGAGGUUGUACGAUUGCAGGGACCAAAACUGCAAACUGAUGAACUUAUGUUGGCCAUAAAUGCCACUGGCCUCUUUCUAAUCGAUGAAACUGAACAGAUUUUGGCCUCUUGCAGCUUUGCUGAAUUGCUCAAGGUUCAAUCUAAAGGCAAGGAAGAGCUUCAUAUUCUCACAAUUCAGCAAGAGAACUUUGUCUUCCAAUGUGCCGAGGCACAUGACGUUGCCAAUUUAAUAAACUUUAUAGUGGAGAAUCUCCAGCAACGUUCUAGCUAUGGUGUGGCCGUGGAUAACACCACAACCGAUGAGGAAGACUAUCUAAAACUAAGUCCCGGCGAUCUGAUACAAUUUGAAGCAGGCGUCACUGGCUCACGAAUAAUGGCCAGUGAUGCACAAUUCUGCUGGCAGGGUUGUGUCAAUGGGCAGUGGGGUAAAUUCGCAACUGGAAAUAUACGUGUGCUGGCCACCUUAACCAAACCCAGUUUAAAACUCUUGGAAAUUCUCAAAGAAGGACGUCUAGUAGAACCUCCACAAGCGAGUCCUAGAAAUCAUGUUCCAACGAAGCGACGUCAACAUAAUAUUUCUCAACUGGCUGAGACUCAAUUUAGAGAGCCGUUGGAAUCUGAAACAAGCCCAUUGUGGAGUUAUGGUAGAACACCUUUGAAGGCUCCUCUACUGAAAUCUCUGGGAUCGAAACCGCAACUAUUUCAGCAGGCUUUGGUCAUCUAUCAUCACAUACUCAAGUAUAUGGGUGAAAUAGCCAGGGGAAAUCUUCCUGUGAACACAGAUCUAAUAUUUCAGCCUCCAUUGCAGCAUACGCUACUCUGCGAUGAGCUUUAUUGUCAGCUAAUGAAACAGUUGAUCGAUAAUCCAUCACUGGAGAGUGAGCAACGUGGCUGGGAUUUGCUAUACCUGGCUACUGGACUAAUGGCUCCAAGUGUUUUCAUUAUGCGAGAACUCAUUAUACUUCUUCGUUUACGUUCGGAUGCUUUGGCUGAUGCCUGUCUAAAACGUCUCAAAAAAACCCUUCAACAUGGUCAGCGCAAGCAUGCGCCACAUCUCAUCGAGGUGGAAGGCAUACAACAGCGUUGCAUGCAUAUCUAUCACAAGGUCUAUUUUCCUGACAAUACUGUUGAGGCCUUCGAGAUUGAAUCGCAUACAAGAGGAGCAGCUCUCAUUAAGGAAAUAACUAACCGCUUGGAACUAAAGUCCGAUGUGGGUUACAGUGUAUUUCUAAAGACUGGCGAGAAGGUUUACGCCAUGCCGGAGACGGAAUUUGUAUUUGAUUUCAUCAGUCAGCUACUUUUUUGGCAACGCCAUCAGAAGACCCUACGGGCUAGUUGCGAUGGUCACUAUCAAUUACAUUUUAUGCGCAAACUUUGGCUUAACAAUCAACCAGGCGAGGAUUCGAAUGGAGAUUUAAUUUUCACCUAUCCCCAAGAGUUGCAUAAAUAUCUCAAGGGUUAUUAUCCCAUAGAUUGUGAGCAGGCCUCACAUCUGGCGGCUCUCAUUUAUCGAGCUGAGGUGGAUCAUGACAUAGGACUUCAACGAUUGGGCGAUGCCUUACCACGUAUUGUGCCAGAAGAUUUGCUACCACUACAAACUCUUGCUGAAUGGCGACAACAACUUUUACCCCUUUUAAAUUUACAUCAGCAACUUGGCGAAGAUCAGGUUAAAUUUAUGUUUCUUAAUGAGCUUGCUAAGCAGCAUUCCUUUGGUUCCACAUUUUUCACUGUGAAGCAAUUGAAUAAUGAAUCUUUACCCGAAAACCUAUUGAUAGCAAUUAAUAGUUCGGGAUUCCAUGUGCUUGAUACGCAGACAAAGCAACCUAUUUUAAGCUAUGACUACAAUCAGUUGGGCAUAUGGAGUUCGGGUAAAAAUCAUUUUCAUAUACGUUUCGGCAACAUGAUUGGCGCCUCAAAAUUACUUUGUAGCACCAGUCAGGGAUAUAAAAUGGACGAUCUGCUUGCCUCCUAUAUGAAAAGUUUUAAUGAAUGAAUUGAAAUA